AUGUGACACAGUUCUGAGUAUGUCACAGUAGUUCUAAGUAUCAAAUAUUACAUCUAUAUCGUCGCGCUAUUUAUAAAAUAAGGACACAUUACGCUUAGAUAAUUAUAAAAAGUGUACUGCCAUUAAAUAUAAAAUUAAAUAAACUAUAAAUUCUUUGUUUUUAACAAAAAUAGAAUGAAGCAGAGUAUAUCUGAUAACAAAAAUAAAAUAAUGCUGAGUAAUAUGCAGUCUGAUAAAAGAAACGACGGCAACUACGUGGAAACUGUACGGGGACCCAUGAGAAUGUCUAAACUCGGUACAACAUUAACGCACGAAUACUUAAUAUGUGAUUUUUCCAAUCUUUACGUACCUCCUUUCUACGUAAACUCAUAUGAUUUUACAGCUUCUUCUUUAAAGAAUCUCGGAUAUGUUAGACAAUAUCCAUACAGCUAUUUGGAAAAUCUGCGGCUUAAUGAUGUAGAAGGAAUAACUGCUGUUUUUAAAGAAGUGGAUUUGUUUAAACGAUCUUAUGGUGGAACUAUCGUGGACAAAUCUAGUUGUUUAAAUCGCAAUAUUUCUGUAUUGAAAUCACUUAGUGAUACAACCGAUGUUAAUAUAAUUAUUGGAACAGGUUAUAAUAUUCCUGAUGCACCAAAUUUACUGUCUACGAAGACUACAGAGGAAAUGUACAAUGAUAUACAAGAUGAAAUGGAAAAUGGUUGCAAAACGGAACGGAGUGUGAAGCCAGCAUUUAUCGCAGAAGGCGGCGAUAUUAUUCUAGACUUUGAAAUACGUGCUCUUCGUGCAAUGGCACUAUAUCAAGGGCAAUUUCGUUGCCCCGUGAGUUUUCAUCCCGGAAAAUACGUAAUUCCACUUACCGAAAUAAUGCGGAUUUAUCAAGAAGCAGGGGGAAGGGCCACAGAACUUGUUAUAGCCCACAUUGAUCGUUCAAUAGGGACAGAAAAUAUCAUGGAGUUCAUCGAGAAGAACCAAUGUUACAUCCAGUUUGAUCAGUUUGGUGUCGAUACUCCUUUUUAUCAAUUGAAUCCACGUACUGAUAUAAUGUCAGAUACGCAGAAAAUCCAACUUAUCGCAAUGAUGAAAGCAGAAGGAAAACUACAUCGAGUUCUCAUGAGUCACGAUAUUCACACUAAGCAUAGAAUGGUAACUUUUGGUGGGCUUGGAUAUGUACACAUUUCACACAAUGUUACACCACUCAUGUUAAAAAGAGAUUUCACGCUGGAUGACAUCUAUUUAAUAAGAAAUGAAAAUCCUUAUAGAUGGCUUAACCGACUUAAUCUGUAAUCAAUUUGCAAAAUAGAUUGCAGCAGGGCGUAUCUCAUAUACUUUAUACAAAAUAUAAAAGUUUUU
Camponotus floridanus (Florida carpenter ant) is the source of this 1350-nucleotide messenger RNA. Its product is annotated as phosphotriesterase-related protein. The coding region runs from base 175 to 1284 and encodes 369 amino acids. The record is from RefSeq and is a predicted model, not a curated record. Gene Ontology annotation, molecular function: zinc ion binding. Lineage: Eukaryota; Metazoa; Arthropoda; Insecta; Hymenoptera; Formicidae. The transcript is spliced from 7 exons. Gene Ontology annotation, biological process: catabolic process.